Messenger RNA from Daphnia carinata, 1581 nucleotides. Its product is annotated as glycine receptor subunit alpha-2-like. Gene Ontology annotation, molecular function: extracellular ligand-gated monoatomic ion channel activity; neurotransmitter receptor activity; chloride channel activity. The transcript is spliced from 12 exons. Bases 153 to 1412 code for a protein of 419 amino acids. NCBI's taxonomy places the organism in Eukaryota, Metazoa, Arthropoda, Branchiopoda, Diplostraca, Daphniidae. The record is from RefSeq and is a predicted model, not a curated record. Gene Ontology annotation, biological process: signal transduction; regulation of membrane potential; chloride transmembrane transport. Gene Ontology annotation, cellular component: membrane; synapse; neuron projection.
GGGUUUCAUCGUUAUUCUCUGAUACGUCGUAUCGUUGCUUUGCGCUCCGUUUCAAUUGAAAGUUAGGUCGAAACUCAGUCUGUUCGCCAGUCUGUUCGGCUUAAACAUCCUGUAUGAGGAACGAUACUUAAUCAUAGACGUAAACGGAAACGAUGUGGACUAUCAUAUGGUUCCAAAUCGUUCUUCUCGUCUUCAUCACACUUUUUGCUGGGAACCAAGCCGAGGAUGAAACGAGUUUGGUACUUCCGGAUAUCUUACCCAAGGAUACCAAAACUUAUGAUAAAAAUCGACCUCCGAAAUAUUCCGGACAGCCAACCGUCGUGUAUUUUCACGUAACAGUCCUCUCAAUAGACACCAUCAAUGAAGAAUCAAUGACAUACGUCGCAGAUAUUUUUCUGGCACAAAGUUGGAGGGAUCAUCGCUUACGUUUACCGGAAAACAUGACAUCAGAAUACCGCAUUCUUGAUGUCGGUUGGCUCCAUAACAUCUGGCGUCCAGAUGUUUUUUUCAAAAACGCCAAACAAGUUACCUUUCACGAGAUGAGUGUCCCAAAUCACUAUCUGUGGCUUUACCACGAUAAAACGUUGAUCUACAUGGCAAAGUUGACCUUGGUAUUGUCUUGCGCCAUGAAGUUUGAAUCCUAUCCGCAUGAUACACAAAUCUGUUCCAUGCAAAUCGAGAGCCUUUCUCAUACGACGUUCGAUUUGGUGUUCAAAUGGAACUUAACUGAUCCACUGGUGACAAAUCCAGAUAUCGAGCUCCCUCAAUUAGAUAUUGCAAAAAAUUUUACAGAAGACUGUACGUUGGAAUAUUCAACUGGAAAUUUUACUUGCUUGGCCGUGGUAUUCAAUCUGCGACGUCGACUGGGCUAUCACUUAUUUCACACGUACAUCCCGUCAGGGUUAAUCGUAGUCAUGUCCUGGAUUUCAUUCUGGAUCAAACCGGAAGCAAUUCCGGCUAGGGUUACCUUAGGAGUUACAUCGUUACUCACGCUCGCUACUCAAAGUACACAGUCACAAAGGUCUCUGCCCCCCGUUUCUUAUGUUAAAGCUAUCGACGUCUGGAUGUCAUCGUGCACUCUCUUCGUGUUUAUGUCUCUCAUGCAGUUUGCCGUGUGCAACCACUUCAUGGGAACUGGGACUCCGGCAAAGCCCAAAGUCUUAUCUGACGAAGAACUUCAUUCCAGUGCUCUUGAUUUGCCAGGGCACAACAACGGCCUAUUACGUUUCCGGGCGAAAUCGCCUAAUACGGCAGAUCGGAGAACAACUCCUAAAUACGUCACUUCUUGCUACGGUCGUGAGGUGGCUCUAGUUAUAGACAAAUGGUCUCGAUUCUUUUUUCCGUUCGCCUACCUUAUCUUCAACACUUUCUAUUGGAUCACUUACCUGGAAGACGUUAACAUCAACUUGUGAAACAAACUUGUGAAACAAUUUGAAGACAUACCGAUCAUUUCUGUAGCUCUCUGCUUUGUACAUUUUCUCAUAUGACCAUCAAUUUCUGACUUGUUGGCUUUCCUUUAUUAUUAUUAUUAUUAUUAUUUUCCUGUCCUUUUUUUUCAUAAUAAGACCAAUCGAAACUAUU